AUGGAGUCCCGGGCCGGGCGCCCGCAGGGCCUGCUGGGAGAUGGAGUCCGUCUGCGGGGGGGCAGUUUCGGGGACAGACACUUGGCGCCCGCGCCCCGCCGGAAGUGGCGCGAGGGGCGGACCCCGCGGCCGCUGCCGGCCGGAAAAGCCCUUGGCCUCUUCCACGUCGGGUGGCCGGAAGAACCCCCGCCCCGAAGCCGCACCCAGAAUGCUUCCGGCCAGAGUGGAACUGCCGCCGCCCUCACGAUGUAUCGAGGCUUCCCAUUGGUCUGCGGCGUCCAGAGGUCCCGCCCCCGGCCGCGCGCUGAUUGGCCGCGUUGCGCCAACCGCCAGUAUUUGAAUCGCCUGGCGCGGCGAAAGCGGGCUCGGACCGGACUUGGCGCGGCGGGCCCUGUGUUCCGCAGGCCGGCCAGCAGGAUGAGUUUGCAGGUCCUCAAUGAUGAGAACGCCAGCAGCGAGAAGAGCCCCGAGAGCUGCAACUUCCUGUUUUCACCGCCAGAACCUUCCGGAAGAUCGGCUGUGCUCCGCCUAUCACAGAAAGAGAACGUGCCACCCAGGAGCCUGGGCAAAGCAGUGAAGGUGACCUUCCAGACCCCGCUGCGGGACCCGCAGACACACAGGAUCCUGACUCCUGGUCCGGGCAGCUGCCUGCAGACCCUGCUUGCUCUAGAUGACAGACAUAGGCCCGAGGGCGCCCUGCACAUCCCACCGCAAAGCGAGAGCGAGGCAGACGCUCACAUCUCCAGCGGAACCCUCCAGAGACAAGCAGUGGCUCAGGUAGACCCUGCCUUGGGGACGGGGAGCCUGGCCCCUGAAGACCCUGACUCGAGCAAGCCUGGCCCAGCGUGCCUGAGUGCCUCCAGCCCCCCUCAGAGCCUAGGACCUAGGAAAGACGAGACAGCAGCUCCAGGCGUCCCCGGCAGCCCUCACGUUACGCUGCAGGAAGAGGGGGUCACCCGUCUCCCCGGUGACAGACGAGCAACUGUCGCCAGCAAGCCAGGCCUAGUCCCCACACAGAGUCCACCCGCUGCUGCCUGCGGAAGCCCGCACAGUGCCCACCUGUCCUUGCCCAUGGCUCCUGAAGAACUACACGGGGUGCCCGGAGGUGCUGAGGCUCCCCUGCAGCCCACGGGCUGCCUGGCACUGGCAGACGAAGGCCUGUCCCCUCCUGAGGACUCGGCCCCCGCUGCCCCCUCACAGGCCAGCAGGACCCCAUCCCCAAGUCCCCAGAAGGGAGCUGUCACUGAGCAGGCAGCCGAGUCCCCGCAGACCCAUCCCUGUGCACUGGGACAGAAGCAGGAGGUGGCUGCCGGCGAGGCUCACAGCAGGGACGGACAACCCAAGCCUGCAGCCCACCUCAGCCCAGAGGAGUCACCAGUGCCAGGCUCCAGCCUGUUGGAAACUGCCCGUGAGACUGCUGGCCAGGCUGCCCAGCCCUGGGAAGGCCCUGAAAGCAGCGCCGAGCAGCCUGAGGCCGAAUCCCCAGGGUCUGAGCCUGCGACUACUGAGCCCUCACCCCCCAGCCAGCCACAGUGUACAGCUUUGCUGGGCAACACCCCUGAGGUACAGAUGGCAGCCAAGACCCCAGGAACAGAGGACAAGGGAGUUGCUGGUCCCUGGGGCAUAGCAACACCCACGCACUGUCCAGGCGGGGAGCCCGCAGCCCCCACUGCUCAGCAAUUGCCAGAGCCACUUUUGAAGGUGGAGGAGGAGAGCUUCCGAGACCCAGCCGAGGUUCUAGGCAUGGAGGCUGCCGAAGUGGAUUACUUGGAGCAGUUCGGAGCUUCCUCAUUUAAGGAGUCAGCCUGGCGGAAGCAGUCCUUGUACCUGAACUUUGACCCCCUCCUGAGGAACAGCCCCCGGCAGCUGCUGCUGCCACAGCUGCCGCCAUCCCCGGCCCCGGAGGCGCACAGCACACAGCUCCCAGAUGGGCCCUCAGGGACUGCCCAGGAUGCCCUGCUGGUGGACCUGGACCUCCUGGGACCUGUCAGCUGUGCACUUCCUCCACAAGCUCAGGUGCCGAGCACACCCCCGCGCAUCCUGCAGCCUGGGGACCCACCCGUGCCAGUGGGGCCCGUUGUGGACGUGCUGCAGUACAGCCAGCGGGAACUGGAUGCUGCGGUGGAGGCGGCACACACGGAGAGCCAGGAACUGAGGCGCAGGUGUGAGGAGCUACAAGCCAGGAACCUGGAGAUGGGGAAGAUCAUGGACGGGUUUGAGGCAAUGGUCUACCAGGCGAUGGAGGAGGGGCAGAAGCAGAAGGAGCUCGCCAAGGCUGAGGUGCAGAAGGUUCUGAAAGAGAAGGCCCUGCUCACAGCCGACCUGAGCUCCAUGGAAAAGUCCUUCUCCGACCUCUUCAGGCGCUUUGAAAAGCAGAAGGAGGCGAUCGAGGGCUACCACAAGAACGAGGAGGUGCUGAAAAAGUGCGUGCAGGAUUACCUGGCGAGGAUCGAGAAGGAGGCACAGAGGUACCAGGCGCUGAAGGCCCAGGCCAGUGAGAAACUGCAGCUGGUCAACGAGGAGCUGGCGCAGGUGCGCAGCAAGGCCCAGGCAGAGGCCCUGGCCUUCCACGCCAGCCUGCGCAAGGCCCAGAUGCAAAUCGAGUCCCUGGAAAAGGCUGUGGAGCAGAAGGGGCGAGAGAAUGAAGAGUUGACCCGCAUCUGUGACGACCUCAUCUCCAAGAUGGAGAAGCUCUCGGGCACUGCUGCUGGGCAGCACGCGGAAUAAAGUCCCCUGAAGUCGC
Ochotona curzoniae (black-lipped pika) is the source of this 2743-nucleotide messenger RNA. RefSeq names its product transforming acidic coiled-coil containing protein 3 (gene TACC3). The coding region runs from base 1 to 2727 and encodes 908 amino acids. Gene Ontology annotation, cellular component: cytoplasm. NCBI's taxonomy places the organism in Eukaryota, Metazoa, Chordata, Mammalia, Lagomorpha, Ochotonidae. Gene Ontology annotation, biological process: cerebral cortex development; mitotic spindle organization; cell population proliferation. The transcript has 16 exons. The record is from RefSeq and is a predicted model, not a curated record.